Salvia splendens (bonfire salvia) is the source of this 733-nucleotide messenger RNA. RefSeq lists its product as uncharacterized. The record is from RefSeq and is a predicted model, not a curated record. NCBI's taxonomy places the organism in Eukaryota, Viridiplantae, Streptophyta, Magnoliopsida, Lamiales, Lamiaceae. The transcript has a single exon. Bases 184 to 594 code for a protein of 136 amino acids.
CUAGUAAUCAAAAUAUGGUAUUCUGUAUAUAUUCAUCUAUGAAGAAAUCCUAUAAAAAAACACAUUAACUCUCCAUUAUAAAAGGGGUGAGUAGUACUACUUUUACUAGAGAGUGCGCAGAUCUCAGUUUACCACCUGAAUAUUCCCCAAUCCCCAAAUUAGUUUCUUUUCCAAUCAAUUUCUAUGCAGAAAUUCAAGUUCUUAGCAACCCAAUGCGCCGUCACCGGAAGCCCUACCCGGAGCCCGACGACCAGCCCGGUAAUCCACCUCCGCCGCCGCACAACCCUCCGAAUGCUUCUCACCCGCAGCGGAAACGGACCGGCCGGCCGCAGGAGGCUGCCACCUCGCUUCGAUCGCAAAAUUGAAGAGCGCUCGCCUGAGAAGGCCUCCGUCGCCGUCAGCCACAAGCUGAAGGAUUUGUUCGUGUCGUCGCCGCCGUCGUUUAGCGAGAGGGCUUCGGAGAGUGUUGGAGAGAGGCUGAUGCCGGGGGGCGGAGGUAGGAGAGGUGGUGGGGCCCGCGCGCUGUCGGUGACGUUUCGGCAACGGUUGUUGAGGAGGGCUUGGCGGCCGGCACUUGUCGCCAUACCUGAGUGACCAUUUGUUCAAUUUCUGUGGAAAAUUUUGAGUGCUUUUUACGUUUUAUUAUUAUACUAAUGUUUUGAGGGAUCAUAAUUAAAUAUUUUGACCGUUUCACUUCUUACAAAAUUCGGAUAAUUGAAAUGAUAAUUCUCUA